AUGCCGACAAUCUAUUCUUCGACCUCAGAGCCAUCGCUCGACAAUAUGGAUCUCGGCGACAACAACCAUCUCAUCGUCGUAUCGAACCGUCUGCCCAUCACUAUCACUAAAGAUGCGAAAGGCGAAUACCACUUCAAGAUGUCCUCGGGCGGUCUCGUCUCCGCCUUGUCGGGAUUCAAGAAAUCACUGAACUUCACCUGGAUCGGCUGGCCGGGCUUCUUCAUCCCACUGAAAGACAGACCGCUCGUCGAUAAGCGACUCAUGGAAGAGUACUCGUGCCAGGCCGUCUACCUCGAUGAUGACGUAGCGGAUCGCCAUUACAACGGUUUCUCCAACUCAAUCCUGUGGCCAUUGUUCCACUACCACCCAGGCGAGAUGAACUUUGAUGAGGAGAAUUGGAGGGCAUACCGCCAGGCAAACCUCAAGUUUGCGCAAGCUGUUGUAAAGCAACUGACGCCCAACGCCAUGGUUUGGGUCCAGGACUAUCAUUUGAUGCUUCUCCCAAUGAUGCUACGCAGCCUGAUCAAAGGCGAGCAAGGAGAACUAAUGCUUGGAGAACUGGCACGUAUCACGGAAGAUGUCGAAGAUGACAGUGAAGCGCCCGCGUUCCAACCUGUACAGGUACCAGGCGUCAAGAUUGGGUUCUUCCUGCACACCCCUUUCCCCAGCAGCGAAAUUUAUAGAAUUCUGCCUGUUCGCCGCGAGAUUCUUCUUGGCGUGCUGUACUGUGAUCUUAUCGGCUUCCACACUUAUGACUACGCGCGCCACUUCUUAUCAUCGUGUACCCGUAUUUUGGGUCUCCCAACUAUGCCAAAUGGUGUGGAAUUCGAAGGGCGGCUUGCGCACGUUGGCACAUUCCCGAUCGGCAUUGAACCCGGCUCAUUCAUCGAAAAUCUACAGAAGGACUCCGUGAAGGCAAGAAUUGCCCAGCUUGAGCAGCGCUUCGGAGGUGUCAAAGUUAUUGUUGGAGUUGACCGCCUCGAUUACAUCAAAGGUGUCCCGCAGAAACUCCAUGCCCUAGAACUAUUCCUCACUCAGCACCCUGAGUGGAUUGGGAAGGUUGUUCUGGUGCAACUUGCUGUACCUUCUAGACAGGACGUGGAAGAGUACCAGAACCUUCGCUCCACGGUGAACGAAUUAGUGGGGCGUAUCAACGGACGAUUCGGCACGGUGGAGUUCAUGCCAAUCCACUUCAUGCACAAAAGUCUACCGUUCGACGAGCUCUGUGCCUUGUAUGCCGUCAGUGAUGUCUGCUUGGUCUCCAGUACCCGAGAUGGCAUGAAUCUCGUGUCAUAUGAAUACAUUGCAUGUCAACAAGCUCGCCAAGGAGUCAUGAUCCUGUCUGAAUUCGCGGGUGCAGCACAGAGUCUCAACGGAUCUCUCGUGGUCAACCCCUGGGACUCACAGCAAGUCGCCGACGCGAUCCACGAGGCAGUGGAAAUGGACGCCGCCACGCGCGCCGAGAACCACCGCAAGUUGUUCAAGUACGUGAACAAGUACAGCGCGGCGUUCUGGGGCAGCAGCUUCAUCAAGGAGAUGGGCAAAAUAAAGGUUGGGGACCUGAACAAGGAGGGCCAGGCGGAGUUGAAGGCGAAAGGCGAUGCAGGCGGCUCGGGUAUCGACAUCGUCAAUGGAACUGUGCCAACUCCUAUCGGCGACAUUUCGCGGCGGCAGUGGUCUCUUCCUUCAAUAACUCUGAUGUUGAUGUUGCACUUGCCCUGGCAGAGAAAUGGUGUCGCGCAGCUUCUGUCGCGUCCGAGCUCACUCACGAAUGUUUUGAGGUCCUUCAGCACCACCAGAAUCACGACGAAUACAACUGCUAGUCAGCCGGGUGUCGAAGAACCUUCCAAACCAAAACCGAAGGCGACUACCCCCCUUCGUCGGUCGGCGUCGGCCUCACUGGCCAUCAGAUCGAACCCGACACCGACGCGAGGAGACAUACAACCUGUCUUUACACUUGCAACGGCCGAACGGUUCCUUUUCAGUAGGCUAUGUACCUCCCCUGCUCUGCCAUCAUCUGCUCGGAUUCUCAAAGAGUCUCUGUACAUUCCUUCUUGGCCAACAACCCAUCAAAACUCGGCAUCCAAAGGCGAAAUUUUCAUCUUUUCGAAUGGAUCGUUUGUGUGCUGGGGUUUAGGUGAAGCCGAAGCACGUCGUUUCGCCAGUGAGGUGAUCGAAAAGUCUACCGGAGCACAGAUCGCUCCGUUGAGGGACCACGAGACGGAGGAAUUGGAGUUUGUGACUGAUCCGUCAGAAGACACCCGGCUGCAAGGUGACCUCAUUAUCCUCGGGCGUACUCCACCAUCGAACACCGAAAUUGAGGAUUCAUCAUCGUCUGCUGGUCUGGACACGAACUCGGCUUCACUCGCUCCUUCCACCCUGCUGGCCCGCUACGCGUUCUCGCAGGCCUUGUCGCGAUCCACGGCUCUAUCCGCCCUCGAGGUUUCGUUAGAUGACUAUUUGUCGUCAAUGGCUCUGCUCCCCUUGUCUCUAGAACAGACCGGUAAACCUGGAAUGGGGAGAAAGGCUCUGAUAAAAAAGCUAGGCCAGCUCAUGAAGUUCAGGCAAGGCAUUAACUUGAACAGGGAAAAUUACUUGGAGACUCCGGAUUUCUAUUGGGCUGAACCUGUGCUCGAAGGAUAUUUUAAUUCUAUGAGCGAUGCCCUGGAGAUCAAGGCAAGGACUACAUCGGUGAACGACAAAAUUACAUAUGCCACUGAAGCUCAAUCAGUCCUUCGGCAACUGCUGACUGAGUCUUCGUCACACCGUAUGGAGCUCAUCAUCAUCGCCCUGAUUGCUGUGGAGGUAGUGGUGGCACUCAUACGCGAUGGUCCGGAACUCUGGGAGAUGACCUUUGGUCACAAGAAUCCCGAGGAAUCGACGAGGACCAGUGAUGCUCUCCUCGAAUAG
Pleurotus ostreatus (oyster mushroom) is the source of this 2910-nucleotide messenger RNA. It is a transcript of the gene TPS1, whose product is annotated as Trehalose-6-P synthase/phosphatase complex synthase subunit. Lineage: Eukaryota; Fungi; Basidiomycota; Agaricomycetes; Agaricales; Pleurotaceae. The transcript is spliced from 13 exons. Gene Ontology annotation, cellular component: cytosol; alpha,alpha-trehalose-phosphate synthase complex (UDP-forming). Gene Ontology annotation, molecular function: alpha,alpha-trehalose-phosphate synthase (UDP-forming) activity. Gene Ontology annotation, biological process: trehalose biosynthetic process; cellular response to heat. The record is from RefSeq and is a predicted model, not a curated record. Bases 1 to 2910 code for a protein of 969 amino acids.